AUGAGAAGGAAAAUCUUUGUUCCAGUAAAAUUGCACUCUGUCCCAGCUCCCACACUGACUACGUUGGACAUUGAGCAGAUUUUACUUCAAAAGACAACUGCAAAAGAAGAUGAACUUAAAAAGGCAUUUCAGACAAUUGAUACUGGUCAGAUCCUGACAGUCACAAAAGGCAAAUUCGGGAGAGUAGUAGAAACCUUUCUGUUCCCUCUUACAGAAGCACAGUUUGAUGCUGUGCUGAUUCCAAACACUGCCAAAGUUACUGUACCUUAUCUUGAGUUCCUGACAAAGUUCACUAGGAUUGCCAGAAGUGCCAGCAUGCAAAGAAGGUGGAAUAGCAGCCAAGGUUGCCAAGUGAUGACAUUAACUCAGCUGGAGUCCCUUCUAAAGGAAGAGAUUUCUAAGAAAUUGAAAAGCAUUAUCAGGACCUGUAGACUUGUUGACUAUAACCAAACAGGAAAAAUACAGCAGCAUGAGUUAAGAUGGCUGCACUCAGCCUAUCAGGACCUUGAAAAAGCCUUUAGAGCAUUUGAAGUCAGUCAGAGUGGAUUUGUGUCCUUGGAUUACUUAAAGUCAAUCAUAAAUGGUUUUAUCUUUCCAUUAUUUGAAUUUAAAGCCACAGGAAAAAAUGCCUGGCAGCAAUUUUUAGAGAAAUUCCAGGAUCCUGUGACUUCUGAAAAUGGACAGACAAUUCCUAUAAGAAAAAACCGUAGAGUAAACCCAGUGAGAAAAAUAGCUGAAGUUUUCUCAAGUGAUACUGUUUUUCUAAAGUUGUGCAGGCACAUCCAAGAUGCAUAUUCUUCACUGAAGCAGGCAUUCCUUAUGAUGGAUACGAGACGAAAUGGAAAAAUCACUAGAAACGAGCUUCAUUGCAUUUUAGAUUGUUUCCUAUUUCAAAUAAAUGAUGAGGAGUUUCGAGACCUAAUAAAGCUAAUUGAUCCAGAACACACUGGGCACCUCAGCUACCAUAAAUUUUUAGACUUGUUUGAAGAAAAGGAAUCUCUAGUGAGUGAUCAUCAAUAUUCGUCUAAGACUAUGCUUUUCUAUAAGGACUGUAGCAAAGUAUCAAGACACUUCCAAGUGUUAGAGGUUCAUGGGAUGCCAAUGGAUGACAACCAAUUUGAUCUACUAACUAAAAAAUUAGGAUUCCCAGAUGGAGGGUUGAGUUACCUCGAUUUUGUAGCUUCGUUUGAAGAGGAGGCCAUUUCUUACUUCGAACCUCGGGGUAGUCCUCAUCAGUUCCGGCCUCAGAACUUCGUUGUCUCUUCAGGCUACGUGUUCCUGCAGCGCUGCUCAAAAGUCGGUCUCUCGGCUUUGCUCGAGCUGAAAGUGUUCAUCUUCCCCCAAACGGGCGACGUCGAUCCUUUGUCCUACUUCCUCUUCGGAGGGGGGCUGUUUGGUUCCCCCACAAAACCCUCCACGGUCUUUGCACCCCUCCCACCAGCUAUCUCUUCCAGCAACUCAGGCCAGUCGCCGCCCAAUACUACUGGACCAAAACAGAUGAGAAUGGAUGCAGAACUAGCUUGUGAUCAGGCUCAUUACUACCUUGUUAUCAAACCACAAACCAGAUGGCAUGACCUAGCAAGGAACUUCCAUGAAUUUGACAGAGAAGGAAGUGGCAUUGUGAAGCCAAAGGAUUUAAGAAAUGUCUUGUACAGAUUUGCCAUUCCAAUCACCUCAACAGAAUUUGAGAAGCUUUGGACAAGCAUCUAUAAGGAAGGAAAGUCAAUGAAACUGAAGCUGCUAAGUCACUUCGCUACAAUUCAAACAUUAACUGUAAUGUCUUCCUGUGAUGAAUAUCUGAAUAUUUCAUUUGAAAAGAAUAUUUCUCUUAAAGGUAUGACACAUUCAGAAGGCUACCUUACUUGCCAAGAAUUUUUACAGAAGAUGGGGGCAGAGUUCACACCUGCUGACACUGGGCUAAGUAGCCAGAUAGCAGAAGACAACUGUGAAACCUUCAAGGCACACCUCAGUAAUCAACAGAAGAAGCAUUCAAAGAUGGAAGAACAGCAGAAACAGCAAACUCAAGCCCUUACCAUCAGUGCAAUUAAAAAGCAGAUCAAGGACAAAUUUAGGGAUUACUUCCAAAACUUCAACAAGGCCUUUUACAAGAUGGAUAAAAAUAGAGAUGGAUACAUAACAAUAGAUAACCUCUUAGGAAUCAGCAUUCAUGACAGCAAGCUCUCUUAUGUUGAUUUCCUGAGAGCCAUUGAUGAUAGCAGAGCAUCUAAAUACCAGCAGAGACAAAAGCAGGCUGCACCACCUGCAAACUACACAGAGCUCAGCUUAGAAAAGACCUUAACUAAGAUCAAAGAAAUAGUUACAUCUUCAUACAAUUUGUUAUACAAGUCACUUCCUUCUUUAUUUUCUUUGGCAUUUUCCCUGUUUGAUAUGGAGGGCACUGGGGUAGUUAAAGUGCUGGAGUUCCAUCAGGUACUUGACCAUUUCUGUUUUAAAUUAUUGAACAAACAAUUCAGGCACCUUCUCAAGAAGUUGAAGCUUUGUGAACUGCACACAGCAGAUUGGAAAAUUUUCUUGUAUAAUAUUCACUUCCUCUCAGAGAGUGAGGAAUGGCAGAAAAUCAUUCAGUCUAAAUCUUCUCAGGAGGUGUCGAAGAAAGAUAUCCUUAUCCGGGUCCAUGAAGUAGUGACUGCUUGCUUUAACACCAUUUCACAAGAGUUUAAAGAUAUUGAUUGUACAAAAGAAAAUACAAUAUCAAAGGAGGACUUCAGGGGGGUUUGUAACCAGCAUUUUCUGCUUCUAACUGACAAACAAUUUGAAAACCUCUGGAACACAGUGCCUGUCAAUGCUGAUGGGAAAUUAAAGUACCGUGACUUUUUGAAGACAUUCAAUGCUGAAGCAGUGACAAUGCCAUCAGACACUCUAGAUGCAAAUAAUCCUGGAUCUGCCUCCAACUGUAGUACCCCUGCAGAGCCUGGGUCACAGUUAUCUUCUCAGCCUUCAUGCCCCAAAACAGCAUCUUCAGCUUUUGGUCAAAGCAAAGCUCCAAUGUCCAGCCGACCUCAUACAGCAGUGGCACGGUCCCCACCUUUGCUGAACUGUGAACCAAUAGAAAAUAAGAUAAGAAAGAAUAUUCAGCAUUCCUGGAGAGAAAUAUUGAAAGAAUGCAAAGAAAAGGAUGUCAGUCAGCUAGGAGAAAUCCCAGUGUCUGAUUUCUCAGCUAUAGCAGAGAAGUUCAAUUUGGAUUUAAGUAAAGAAGAAUUUAGCCAAAUAACAACAAAAUAUGACAUUAAGAACAAUGGAAAAUUUGCAUAUUAUGAUUUCCUUUGAUGUUGUGUCCUGUCAUUGAAACCUCAAGGAAGUUCAGUGUUACAAAGGAUGGUUGUUCAGAAGUCACGGGAACCGAGGAGUCCUGGACCACUGAGUCUGACAUUUUUUAAGACAAUGCUAAAAAUUCAGCCCCAGAUCUUGUACUGUUGGAGACCAAUGAGACAAUCUUUUAAAUCCUAUGACAAAAGUGGAACUGGACUGUUAAACAUUCAGGAUUUCAAACAGGUUCUACGUGAGUAUAGUGUCAACCUGUCUGAAGAAGAGUUUUUCCACAUUUUGGAAUUUUAUGAUAAAGCCUUAACAUCAAAAGUAUCCUAUAAUGAUUUCCUUCGGGCAUUCCUAAAGUAGAAAAUGGAAGGGGUCAUCAAGUGCAAGAAACUGCAGCUAACAGAGAUAGUAACUGAUUUAUACAUUUUGAUUGCCAAUCAAUAAAUUGAUCGAGCA
Gavialis gangeticus (Gharial) is the source of this 3732-nucleotide messenger RNA. RefSeq names its product EF-hand calcium binding domain 6 (gene EFCAB6). The record is from RefSeq and is a predicted model, not a curated record. The transcript has 23 exons. NCBI's taxonomy places the organism in Eukaryota, Metazoa, Chordata, Crocodylia, Gavialidae. Gene Ontology annotation, cellular component: nucleoplasm. Gene Ontology annotation, molecular function: calcium ion binding.